AUGGCGGUGGCGAGGCUGUGCGGUGCUGGGCGCGCAGGUGGGCUCCCGCUUGCCCUAUCAUCGGUCGGCGCGCUCGUGCGGAGUGGGCGGACUUGGGGCGCCGUGCUCCGGUGGCUCUCGGACGCGCGCAAGGAGGUGGAGGUGGGGCCCGACUACCACCCGGAGUACGGCGAGGAGUACCGCACCGUGUACGCUGUGCUCCGCAUGGGCAUCGAGGCGCUGCCGGACGUGAAGAAGGAGCGGUACAUGCGGCUGGCCGUCUUCGCCGAGGACGAGGCGAUCGGAGAGGAGGUGCUAAUGGUGUUGUGGCAGCUCGAGUCGGUGGACGAAAUCGGCCAGCUGACAGCCCUCACGGAGCUCCACCUCUCCGGCUGCUCGAAGCUCGCGUCGCUGCCAGCUGAGAUCGGCCAGCUGACGGGCCUCAAGAUGCUCGACCUCAACGGCUGCCCGCAGCUCGAGUCGCUGCUGGCAAGUCAGGACAAGGGCGAGGAGAGCCUCUGGGCGCGCACCUGA
Molecule: messenger RNA, 513 nt
Organism: Emiliania huxleyi CCMP1516
Lineage: Eukaryota; Haptophyta; Isochrysidales; Noelaerhabdaceae
Exons: 2
Coding region: 1-513 (170 amino acids)
Biological process (GO): defense response to fungus
Source: RefSeq, a predicted model, not a curated record